Molecule: messenger RNA, 9519 nt
Organism: Hydatigera taeniaeformis
Lineage: Eukaryota; Metazoa; Platyhelminthes; Cestoda; Cyclophyllidea; Taeniidae
Source: the annotation of a GenBank genome assembly
AUGUUUGUUACGUUUCUCACAUACAAGGAGAAAAUAAAGCAGAAGGUCCGCCUUUCGUAUCGGCGUAAUGACUACGUCGACGAUGACGCGAUUCUCAGUCAUCUACACGAUUUUAUUCUUGAAUGCAAUGAAGUUUCUUCGGCCCCGAUCCUCGACCUUCUUAGCGCACUUUCCUGUGACUUGCGCGGCGAUUUUUACCCCUAUUUUCCAAAGUUCUUUACUAUAAUCAAAGAUAUCAUCACUAAAGACCAACAGGAUGCUGAUGUACUUAACUACGCCUUUAAUUGCCUUUCGCAUCUUGUCUACUUUCUUCACCGGUACCUCACGAAAGAUGUCAACGAUUUCUUGAAGUUAUUUUUGCCCCUCCUUACCCACAAGAAGGAGUUUAUUCGAUCAUUCAGUGCUGGCUGCAUGGCUUUCGUUUUGCGAAAGAUUCCUGCUUCACAUUUGUUACUUCUCUUGUGGCAGCUUAACCAGGAAUAUGAAGCUGUUUCCUGCGAAACAGGCGGAGCUUUGCUUGCGGAGAUCUUGCGUUCUCCGGAUGGAUGCUUUCACUCUUCUUCCAUAGAGAUUUUUCCUACCAUCUUUGCAAUCAUUGCGGGUGCAGAUGUUCAGGAACAUAUUCCAGCUUCCUGUCUUCAAGCCAAAAUUCCCAGAAACGGUUCGCAAUUCGAAAAUUUAAGUUCUAUAGCUACCUCGUUAGAAGCUGCUGAGUUCUUCAAAGGAUGCUUAGUGUCUUCUCUCAAAGUUCUUGCUGACAGCAAAAUGCAACCUGAAGCCCUAUUUACGAUAUGCAAACUCGCAUUUUCUCAGUUUGGUAAAGUUUGCUCUUCUCGGGUUCAAAUACUCAUAUCAUGCAGCGGUGAGCUCGUCGGUUUGCUUCAAACCAUGCGUUUUCUUCACCGCUAUGAAGCUGCGUUGGAGGUGCUUCUGUUGGAUGCUUUUGCUAGGCAUCCGAUAGUUCCCUUGGCAGAGCUUAUCAUCACAUUUGUCGGACUGGCCUCCAGCCAGUUUAACUCUUCUCGUCUAAUGCGGAAGGUCCUUAUGGCCUCAGGCUUCACCGAUUCACAGCAGAUAUCCCUCAUGCUCUCGAUCAUUCGCCACAAUUCCUUUGAAAGGGACUUUCUUCAAAUCCUUGCCGAUGUGCUUCUUGGACGCGACACUACUACACCUGUCGAUGAUUCCACACUUGAAUACCUUGCUCGCCUUGUCAUUGUUCGUCAACCACCUCCACUACUCACCUCCGAUUUAUCGAUUGUCCGGCCACCGAGUAGUACAAUCUGCCUCUCAUUGAGUUCCGGCUGCCAAAGCUCGGACGUUUUGCGAGUUGCCCGUUGGAUCAUUGAGCCGAUCACUGAUUUGCAUGCUGAAGUCAAACGAAAAUUCUAUGCUACACUUUGUUUGCCUCAUUUGAGUCCUGUUCCUGUCGUAGAUGUUCUCUCUCAACUGAUGGAAGCGAUUGAAUAUUCUUUUGAUCGUAUGAAGCAAAUGCAACCAGAGAUGUUUGAAUUCAUGGAUUGGGCGGCUUAUUUGUUGGCAUCCUACGAAGCCUGGUAUUCGUUCGGCGGUACGACGUCCGUCAAGUCGAUUCACUUCAUAGAUGAAGAGUAUCUUUUGCAAACGGCCCUUGCCGUGAAGGAGAAGAAUGUGGAUUUAUGCACGAUUCUUCUUCGUAUUCUUGAUAUGACGAGUGAAGUGUUGGGGCUAAGUGUCGCUUCGGUUGAAGAGUUUCUUCCUUUCCUACUCUCUUUUAGUCAUCAGGUACGUUUGCACAGCCUUCGAAUUAUUCGCCGCCAGUUAGCGGUGCUCUCAUCAAAAGAUGCCACAUCAGAGGAUCUGUCAAGUGUUAAAACGUCAGUUGAGCGUUGUUUGAGUGCCGAAACCACAAAAAAGACACCCGGUGGUCUUCGCGAAUUCCUCCUCCUUGUUCUUCACAUGCAUUGCGGUCGUAGCACCAUUUUCGGAUCGCCUUUGGCAGCUAAGAUUUCAUUGCACCAUCUGUUGGGUCUACUGCACGUCAACUUAACCCCCGCAUGGGACGAUUUAACCGCUGCGGUGGCCAGUUACGCCAACCCUAUCUUCUACUCUGAAGCCGCUGACUCCGCUGUUCAACCCGAUGUCCGACGUCAGAAGCAGAGCCGUAGUAAGGUGCGUGCCCGCUCUCGCUCGCCCCUUGUCCAUGAGACGGAAGGGGAAGAGACGGAGGAGUCUAAGUCUUCCGAGGUGUUCGAGCAAUGGAGAAUGCAGUGUCGUGACCUAUUCUGGCGGGUUAUGGUCGAUUUACUCAAGCGUCCAGUUACCGAUGUGCAAUCUCUCACACCGUGUGCAUUAGUCCCAAAGAUAACCAUUGAUAGUUUAUCCGUGAUGCAAGCCUUCACAAGCCUUCUUACCGUAGUUCCCGACAACGACGUAGGCAACGUUUCUGAUUCUAGUGGCGGCUUGGCACCUGUAACGUUUGCACCACGCAGGAUGGAGGAUUGGAAGAACUACCGAUUAAAUCUUUGGCGCUGCAUUACGCCGAAGGGGGUGGGUAAAUAUGCUCGCACACUGAUGCCGCUCUUCCUUUCCUUUGUCAGCGAGGAGUUUUAUGCAACACCGAGCCAAAACAAUGAACGUAUUCUUAUAUGCGCUCUCGACCUCUUUUCUCGGAUGCCGAACCUCCACUCUGUUUACAAGCAUCAAGAAUUUGGGGUCACUUUACUGCGGUUACUUACCAACAAACGACCCUCUGUUCAAAAAGCAGCAUUCACUUGUUGGAUGUCAUUUGCACCCUCGGGGCUGCGACCAUACGCAGAGCAUUUUGAGAAGAUCCUAAAUCUACGUACCUUCCGCGACGCUGUCCGCGUCUUCAAAAUUGACACUUCCGUAGUCUCAGAGCAUCGUUCUGCUGUCUCUCGCGUUCUAAUCCGGAUUCUUUACGGUCGCCUGCACCUCUCAAAGGAAAACUUCGCAUCUGCCGUCUUCACUAACCUUGCAGGGUGUUCGGAGGAGGAGUUGAAUCUCCUCCUCUCCCUUAUCGUUGAAUCGUUCUUCUCCGCUCUAGCCAUUCAAGACUCUUCGAACGAUUUAACCUUUGCUGAAAUAAACGCGCGUGCCAAACCGAAUUGGAGCCGCCUUCAAGCGAUUUGCCAUGUGGUCAGUCAGCUUCUUUCCUACAUGGGCCAUCGUUUGGGUGGCAUUAAACCGCCUUCAGAGGACCAGACACAAGCAGACGUCACCAAAGCUUCCCCUCAUCUCCCGACCAUCUUUAAAAUUGCCAUCCUAAUGAUUUCCACGUCUUCCAAUAAGGAUAAAAAACAGCUGCAGCAAGGUCCACAUCAACCACACUCAAAGCAAGUUAAGGUUGUUAGUAGAACGGGCGUCAGUCUUCUCCUCCACCUCUUCUCUGCACCCGGAAUCGAUUUGGAUGCCUUCUGGACGGCUGAAAGAAUUGCAUGCGUGCAAACAGAGGUAUUAGCCAAACAUCGUCUCACCUCUUCUGCCGUAGCUUCACCUGGCCAUCUAACACUUAAGCUAGCCUUGGUUUGGAGUCAGUCGGGCAGCGAGCACCUUGUCAGCGCUCUGUUUACUCCCGACCUUCUCAAUGCUAUUGUGCAACUGUUGCAGCACAAGAACCUCUCCACUCCGGUCGCUAGGGUGAUUGUUGAGGUGAUGAUUAACCUCAUAUUCUCUCAAGAUAUUCAGGAGUUGGGCCGUCGGCUCCUGAGACCUUUUCAUGGAGGACUGACUGAGUAUCUUUACAAUCGAUUCUUGACUUUGCGUUCGCUCUCGUCGUCACAGGCUCGAAAGACACUCAAUUCCACGGAAUCGGAGUGGCUUCAACGUGAAUUUAAACUUUUAGCCUACCUAACUGUCCCGCCUGCGAUGCAAAAUGGUUCUGAAGAGACACCAUCAAUGUUAUCAUCCAAGCAAGCAAGUCGUCUUCUCACCGGUCUUGUACCUUUCCUGGUAAAAGCUCUCACUCGCCCCCCUUCUCAAAUCGGUAGCGGCAUCAGUCUCCUUUCCAAUGCAAUGCGGCGGGGGUCCAAAAGCAAGUCUUCUGGCAUGACCGAUGUAGCCGUUCAACUGCCUCGUCCACGUCCUGCCUCUGAGGCGGCUGUUGUUGCUAAGGAGAUCGCAGAGGUGGAAAUGUUGCGAGUACUCUGUCGCCUUAUGGAAAUCACCGCUGACAUAAACCUACAUUUUGGCAAAGUGUUGGAGUUAUUCUCCAUUGUGGAUUCUCGAAUUUCACGAGCUCUGCUCUGUAGUGCUGCAGGUGUAGCCGCCGCGCGAAUAGCUCAAUCACUGUCCACUUCGAUGCUACCAAAGCAGCUUCUAGCAUGUCUUGCAGACGUUUAUGUUGUGAAACAAAAUAUGGCUAGUCAAAUGUCUGCGAACCUUUUCAACGCUCUCCGCACCAUUCGCAGUCAGCAAGUGGAUCCGAGCUCAGUAUCUCCGGGUGCCUCAUUUGAGAAAAAUGUCCUUUACAAGCUUCUUUGCAUGUUGAACUCCUGGAGCACCAGUCGUUUGGAAAUGGUGGACGCUGUUCAGCGCGAAUCCGCUUUGAACGCUCUUCUGGGACUGUGCGAUCUUCCUUUGGAAAAGUUUGCUUCACAAGACCGGUUGCAUUACUUCAUUCAUCUUGCCGGUGUCCACAGUGCUCUCUACACUCUCCAAACAUCAGAAAUUCAGCUCAGAGAUCUUGCACUCGACUAUAUCUUUCGACUUGCCGAGGUUCUCUCAGAUGGCAUUCGUUCCGCAAACGAUGCUACUAAAAAGGCUUAUCAACAACUCACUAAAAGGCUUAUUAUUCAGAGUCUUUGGCCGGGACUUGUCCGAAACCUAAAGCGCGCUACGGGUCCGCGACGUAUUCACUUUCUCCGUCUUCUCACGGGAUUGGUGAAGUCUUUCGGCUCGUCACAUGCCUUUUUUGCUCCCCUAUCGCUUCUGGCGGACUCAACCUCGUCAGAUCAGGAACCUGUCUGCUUCUACGUUAAUAUUCAGAGUGGUACCUCGUCACGUCAGCUAUUCGCUAUUCGUCGUCUCGCCCUCUUCCUAAGCAAUCCCCUUACCAUCGCCUCAAAGAAGGCCAUUACCAACUGCUCUACUCGCAGUAGCGGCGAAGACUCGUUUGUUAUUCCUCUCUCUCACCUUCGAGGAGUCUUUUUACCCAUUCUCCUCUUCUUUCUACGUCAGGAAAUGAUGGCAGAACUUUCUGGAGCUGGCAGUCUCGGCCAGGAGUCGAGACAACUCGUUUCGGCCUGUCUAAAUGCUGUGCGAGCGCUCGCAUCCCGCAUGGCCUGGCCCCCAUACCGGGAACUUCUCUCUGCUGCCCUCUCUAACCUAGACCAAGAGUCCACCAUCGCAUUAAGGUACACGUUGGCCAUCCUGGACGGUUACCGCCCUCACGAAGAGGCUGUGGACUUUAUGCUUGCAGUAGUUGGACGCCUUCAAACCUACAUUAUCCCGCCAACGCACAAAACGGAGUCACAACCCAAAUCCUUCACCUACCUACGCACAAAUGCUAUAGUCGCUCUCGUCACCCUCUUACGGCGUCUCCCAAAAGGGCAAUUAGAGUCCCGGCUGCCCACUCUUGUUCUUCGAGUAGUUGAUCUCCUUCGUCCGGCUAAGAAACUCCCUUCCCAUGCUCGUCUGGAGGCCGUUCAAGCUCUCUCCAAAGUCGCUAUCAUGGUCGGCUCUGGUCCAGCGUUGGAUUCAAUCUUCUCGACUUUAGCGAGAGAACUUUCACGAGGGUACAUGGCAAUGACUAUUCGGUUAGCAGCAUUGCAUCGGAUUUUCUUUGAUUACACUGCUGCAAUGGACAGGGGUGAGGUGGCAGUGGCAGACAAUUUGGAUAACGUUUGUCACGUCCUUCUGCGCCUCUAUCUUGACGAGGUUGCGGGUCAACUGGGAGAAGAGAUCGAUUCACGACGUGAAGCAUUUCACAAGGGAUCCACGACGGAUGCCACCUUAGGAGUAACUACUAUUGCUUCGUCAGCUGACCUACCUGAAGCUCGUGGCGGUCUCAGAGCUCCUGAUGGUCUGCCUGCACUUCUGCGUUUUUGUUCUCCCACUAUGCUGGAGCGGGUUUUUAAGGAACUCAAAACUGCUGCCGCUUUGAUUGCUUCAGGACGAAUAAUUUCCAACGAAAACCUACAGCAAGGGGGUGAACAGUUGGAUGACGUUAAGUCAGAUGAUAAAUUGACGGGCCAGCUGCGUUUUCGCAAACGGUGUAUGGCUCGUCUCCAAGCCGUUUUUGAUCGAAUUCCUACUCGGCAUGGUAUUUUCCAUCCUAAGUUGUCUACAUGUGCAUCAACAUUGAUGGGAAUAGCCCUCUCUCUCAUGCCUUCUGCGGCGAUCAAAUCAGAGGAUCAACCGCAGUCAACAAUUAAGCGCGGUAUUGCAGCUCUCUAUCGUCCAGGUUGGAGUAUAUCGAGCACUCAACCACUGGAGAAACGACCCGACUACCUCUCCAUUCCUCCCGAACCAAAACUUGCAUCACAGAACCCACAUGCCACUCAGACGGAUCAGGCUCAUGUGAACAUGCUAUCUGCAUGUGGCUUGUAUACUAUAAUUGGCUUGGUUAGGCAAGGCAUCCUCCUGCCUACAACUCGUUCUGAAGAUGCUGCUAUCCUCUCCGAUGCGAUUCCAGCUCUGUUGUCCACUCUCGUUACCUCGAAGAGUCUUGUUGUGCUUGCAGGUGCAGUGCGUUGCACAAAGCUUUUCCUCCAUCUUCAGCUGGACCGUUUCGAGGCUGUCCUACCGGAAGUGGCUCGAUCUCUUUUUAGUUUGGUUGACAAGCACGCAGGUGUGCUGAACUCGCGGAUUACUGCGAAGGAUAGCGCGGCGCAGUCAUUUGCUCACGGACUUUACGCGACUCUGGCAGCGUUGAUCCAACAUCAGGCAAAGUACACCCUCUCUAACGCUCAACUAGCUAUCCUCUUCAGUACCAUUGAAACUGAAGUGACUCGUGAUGCCCCUACUUCCCCUGCUCUAUCUCUUCUCUAUGCCUUCCUCACUCGUCGAUUACGUGAUCCGCUGGCGAAUACAGAUGAAGAUGAGAGUAGAUUUGUCCCUCUCCGUUCUGAGGAGGAGUCUUCUCUUUCCAAAAAUACGGACAACAUUAUAACCGGUGGUUUGGUCGUUAGUAAAGUCACUGACAACGAUUUCUCCUUCGCCGGAGCCGGUGGUGGUCAGCGGCUCUCCACUCUGAUGCUGCGUUUGCAGCGACUGGCCAUAAUGUCGUCCAGCGAGACUGUACGUCGGGAUUGUCGUCGGUGUCUCCUCGCCUUCCUCCUUAACUACCCCCAUCAACGGCGCUUCGUGAUGGGAUUUAUCAAUUUCUUCUUACGUCAGCUGGAACACGCACGAGAGUUGGGUCGUGCUUCGGUGGCAACACUUCUUUGCACGAUUGUGGCUGAGUUACCACAGGGAAGUUUGUUGCAGGAUGGUUUGGAUGAAACCCUGCUAUUAGCUGUAGGUGCUGCGAUCGAAAGGGAAGUCUCAGUCAGUGUGCGCUUGUCACUGUACGGGUUGAUCCGUCUUCUGUUCACUCGACUUCCGGGCAAACAGGCCACUAAUCACUUCCAAGAAUACCUUCUUGCGUUUCUGCGUGCUCCAGUGGAAUCGAGGGCUUCUGCAAAGCUUCUUGGGUUGCAGACGGUAGCAAUAGUUCUGGACUCUCAGGAGUGCCUCUCGAUUGACACGCACCGAAGGACCCUCAUCAAAAUCCUUGGAAAAGAUAUUUUCGCCGAGUUGCGUAAACAAUUAAUCAUUCUUCGCACCACUCAUCCUCACCUCUUCAGGGACGUGGUUUCUGUGUCGGGAUGUAAUGAGGAUAAUGCUUUGCUUCCACCACAGCCUGCGGCUGAGGAAGAAAAUAAAGAAGAUGAAGGUGAAUGGCUUAACGCUACAGACGUGGAUAAAGACGUCGAAGUGGCACCUUUAGAAAAUCGCGCUGAUGAGGACGACGAAGAUGAGGUAGAAGACUUGGGUAUGGAAGUUGUUUCAAACGAAGUUACCUCUGAUGUGGAGGAAGGCAAGGAGGAAGAAGCAGAAAAUUUGGAUGUUGAGAUAGAACCGAGUAAAUCUGAAAAGGCUUCUGCCGAGGCUGUGAAAGUCGUCGAGUCUUGCAUUGCUGUCAAAACUGCGGACGAAGCUUCAGAGCUCAUUAUCAAACCCUCUAAAUCAGCUCCUGACUUGCACUUUUCAUUGGUCUGUUGUAGCCUAGAGCAAGGGCUUCGGCUAGCAGACCGUCUACUUUCCGAUGUUGAUGAUAGUGUCAUCACAUCGUCUUUAUGUGCGCCCAUCUGGGAUGCACUGUUGAAGGUUGAGCGGAAGAAAAGAAGCCAGCGUGAAAUGAAGUUUGCUACGUUGCUUCAGACCUCCAAGACAGACGAUGAGGGAGAAGUGGUCUCACAUUCACUUCUUCUUGCGCCCUCUCUGUCUGUGCGCGAAUGGGUCUCUCGGCUAAUCAACCGGCUCCUUCGAGCUGAACUAGAUAACACUUGUAAUGCUCGGGGUGAAGUGGCAACACCUCCAAAAUUUGAGUCACCCUUCUUUACAAAUUCCAAAAACGUUUGUUCUCGGUUAAUUGGAAUUUUGAACGACUCUCUGCACCAAUUGGAGAUUGAUUCACUCUCAGGUAAAAUGUCAGAAGAAUAUUCAAAUAUGCUUUUGUCCAACUUAAUAUAUCUCGGCCAGUUCUUGAACGCUCUCAAUGAGACAAAACACGUUCUUAAGAUAUUCAAGACUGCAAAUCGACUCUCACUCGAUGAACUGAACAAUAGACGAUCCACAUUCUGUCAGAGGAUAAUGGCGCUCAAGUUGACCGUCGGGUUGUUGCUCAAACUACCAAGACCCAGUCCGGCAGAAAUCGCGACUCUUAUUGCAAAGCGAAGGAGUCGACAGGAGGAAGAAGGUGAGGAUGUGGAAAAAACAAACAACAGUAGGUCAAACGUUGGGAUCGUCUACCUACGCAGCGCGUUACGUCUUCUUGCUCGAGAAUCGAAACAGCGCGAUCGACUGGCUUUCCUAGCCACCGCUAGCAUUGCUAUGCCCGGUGACGUGGAGCCGUCUGAGGGUGCCGCCAUUUCCCGCAGGUUAGCUGGUCGUCUUGGUAGCUUGGAAUCAGCGCGGGCACGGUCACGACGCCGCAGAGCGCAGGCGAAGAUGCGGCGAGCCCUGCUCUCGGGUGAAUUGACUGCUCAAGAAGCAGCCCAACGGCUAGCCAAUAUCUCGGUGGUGGAGGUGUCCGCGGCAGACCACCUCAUUGAACUGAUUGAAUCUACACACACGCGACUGACCAAGGAAUUAUUGAAUGAUGUUGGAGGCGGAAAAGUGGCGGGAGGUAUGUCAGCGCUGUAUUCCUGGUCCACUUCUGCCUUGUCUCGGAAAAGAGAAAUGUGUGCUGCUCGCAAGGCUGUAUGCUCCGCCGUCGGUGUUGCGGCAGGCACUCCUCAGAACAAUUCUGGUGGAAGGACGGAGGAGUCGAUGGCGGUGGAUUCUUCACCACCGAGGAAACGGACAAAGAUACAAUAG